UGUUUUUGUUUUUGAGCCUGGGCUCUUUGCACAGGAAACCGUGUAUACAUUGGGAGCAUUCAGGAAAGGCAGGGAGAAGCUUCCCCGCUAGCUCGAACUUUGGGAGCUUAGAUGGGGGGGAGAAACGGUAUUCCUAAAUUGGGAGAGAAACAGAUGUCAGCUGUUCUCCUCUUCCUCCCAUAACUUCGCCUCCCUCCCUCUUGCAUAGUCUGAACGCUUGAAAAAUCCCUGCCACAUCACUGCCACGAGGCGAUCUCUGAAUUCAGAAGUUUCAGAAAACCUAUUACAAGAAAAAAAAAUAAAACAACUAUAGUGAUGGGAGCUUCUGUCCCGGCUGCAGAACAAUCCAGUGAAGAGAGGAGACUGUGAAAUGAAGGAAAGGAGGAGGAGAUAAAAUGAGCAGAGAGAGAGAGGGAGAGGGAGAGAGAGUGACUGGGGGUGAAAAAACAACAGGAAACCAACCAGUCCUAAUGCUGUUUCUUCAAAUCAGCCCACAUAAUAACGGCCGAGUCCUGUGUCCCGGCAGAGGAGCCGUCUCCCCACGUCUUUCCUACAGCUCAUCUCCGGAGGUGCUGGCAACGUAAAAAAAAGGAGUUGAAGUUUGAAAAAGUGACGUAAGCGCUGCUCUCAGCCACCAACCUCUGGGUCUGUCAGGGUGCGAGCGGAUGCAGGCAUUCGGGAGCUGUGUGCUGGGAUUUCUGUGCGGCUGCCUUUUGACCUGCCAUCUCGACUCUUUUCUUUUUUGAGGUCAUAUGGAUCUACCUUGGUGCUUUCAAGGAACGUUUUGUUUCACCCGUCUGGACUACUAACUGGAGCCCACAUGAAGAAUAAAGGCAACAAGCAGAAGGCCAAAAAGAAAGGAAGCGAGAAUGCGUUCGGCUGUGACCUGACAGAACAUCUCCAAGGUUCAGGACAAGAUGUCCCCCAGGUCCUCCAGAAGUGUGCGGAGUUUAUUGAGAAGUAUGGGAUCGUGGAUGGGAUCUACAGACUUUCAGGGGUCACCUCAAACAUCCAGCGCCUCAGGCAGGAAUUCUGCUCCGAGGCGUGCCCUGACCUUACCAAGGAAGUAUACCUCCAGGACAUCCACUGUGUGGGUUCCUUAUGUAAGCUCUACUUCAGGGAGCUGCCCAAUCCUCUGCUCACAUAUGAGCUCUACAGCAAAUUCACUGAGGCUGUCUCCUUUCACAGAGAUCAGGACAGACUUUUACACAUUCAGACAGUUGUCAGAGAACUUCCGACUCCUCACUUCAGGACUCUGGAGUACCUUUCCAAGCACUUGGCCCGCCUUGCCACGUUAAGCGCCCAGACAAAUAUGCACACACGUAAUCUGGCCUUGGUUUGGGCUCCAAAUCUGUUAAGAUCUAAGGACAUAGAGACCUCAUCUGGUAAUGGAGACAUGGCCUUCCAGGAGGUGCGCAUCCAGCAGUCAGUGAUUGAGUUUAUCUUAAACCACACGGAGCAGAUCUUUAGUGGGGAUCCUGAUCAAGUGAAACCCCAAGAAGGACCAAAUCUGAUGUGUGCGGAAAAAUACGCCACGCUCCCCAUCAGCGGUGGGAGUGGGCCGAUGAAGCUGAUGAGUCUGGAAGAAGCCCAGGCCCGCUCCUUAAGUCCAAACCACCCAGUGCACAAAGAACGUCAGCGAGAGAACAGCCUACCUGAUACUAGCACCGCAUCGCUCUAUCACACUGUCAUAGAAAUAUCAGAUAGCAAGAGAAAGUUCUCUGGAAAAUCCAAGAAGUGGAAGUCUAUCUUUAACCUCGGAAGAUCGGUGGACACAAAGGGAAAACUCAGCCGCAACGGCAGUGUGUUCAUCAGAGCACAGGGGGCACCAGAAAAGGCAGCUUUGCGUCCUUCCAGAAGUAUGGAGUCCCUGUGCUCCUCAUCACCAGAUGAUGAUGGUGCAAGAAACAAUACUUCAACCGAUGGAUCCAAUAGUAUUUAUAUUCCUGAUGUAAAAUCCAGAACACUGGGAUCUGAUUCGCUCUUUGAUCUGAACGAACAAGACCAAAACUGGGAGAUUAAAGCAAAGAAAGGUGGUGCCAUGGCCGGCUGGAGCUCUGGCCUUAACCAAAGAGACUCCCCAGGAGCUUCCUCGUCUUUUCCAAAAACGAUGCCCGAGCAACUCAAGGUGUUCAAAGGGGACGACCACGGCGGCUACAAGCCCAGUUCCCCUAAAAACAGGAGGAUGCUGUACUCGGGCUCCUCCCGGCCCUCGUUUCCAGGCAGCUUCUUCCCACUGGAGUCUUCUCCAAGGCACCAGCGCAGAGCCGUCAACAUAUCGGAGCCCUUUGCGGUGUCGGUGCCCUUACGGGUGUCUGCCGUCAUCAGCUCUAACAGCACACCGUGCAGGGGGCUCGGCAAAGAGAAAGCAGCCACUUUGAAACCUUGCAGGGAGCCUGCAGAGCAGAGCAGCAACUUCAAAAAGAGCAACACAUUCCCUCUGCUGGAACCGAAAAGACAGGAAGGAACAGAAAAGAAGCACACAGAGGUCCUGACCUCCAGAGUGUCACCACGGGAUUCCUGCAAGGAAAGAUUUCAAAAAACUGAAGGAGAAAAAAACAUUUCUAAACUGGAAACGCAGCCUAAUGCACAAAAAAGUGAAGACAAAGAUACAUCGCCAUCUUCUGGGGAGGACAUGCACAAUCUCUCAACAGAUACACAACUUGAUGAAGGACCUGCUCCUGGGAAACAGCUUUGCUCGGACCUCCAACAAGAGCUGACAAUCGCUGAGCCUGAAAUCAACCUGCUGCAUAAGACUUUUAAACCUGAAGUUUUUGCUUCAGCGAGCACCAAGUUAACAAUGGACGUCAAGUCGAAGCGAAGCCGCAGUUCUCCGUCUCUAUCUUUGCUUUGUAAGGAGCCGCCGUCGAAUACCUCUUUGGCUGAACGUGUGACUGCAAAUAGAUCUGACUCGAAAAGAAAACAGCCCUCGGAAUCAGACCUCUUGUUUUGUGUUCACCAAAACUUUGACGUCCAACUUUCAGGCGCAAUAGAUGCCAAAGGGAAGCUGGAACCUGUACACAAAAACGCCCCAGCUUUCACCAAGCAGGGCCAGCUCCCUAGCAGGGAAACCAGGUUAGAGUGUGUUAGAAAUCCUUUAACAAUAGAGGACGCACCACAGGUUGCAAGCUUCUCAGACAGCGCGGACAAAGAACCCGAGAAACAACAGGACACAAAAAUAUCACAGGGCGACGCAAAGAAAUCCCUGAUUCCUGAGGCGGACGCCUUUCAGAGACUCUCGGCGUGUUUAGAGGAGAGACGAAACACACCGGAGCUGGCAAACCUCGACGAUGAAGACGGAUGUGGGAGGAACCUGGAGGAGCUGGAAUUGGUGGAGUCCUGGGAGGAUCUUAGCUCCACCAAGCAGUGGGUUACCAGUCCUCUCCACUCGCCCGACGUGGAGGAGCUGUUCAACCAGCUCUCUCCCUUCGGUUCAAAGGGAGAACCUCCAAACUCGGAGCUUUCGCCGCCUGAAAACCUUCCUCUGAACGUCGCCACUAACCCAGAAACUAAAUGGACCAAUCAGGUGUCGGUGCCCCGACGAACGAGCUUGAACAACAGUAACGCAACCCAGCCUCAAACAGCGAAGAGCGGCACGACGAAACCAAAGACCCCGUCGUCAUCUCAGAGGUUCAGCAGGCAAAUGUCGUUGGAGCCAACAGCGCCGGUGAAGAGAGAGGAGCACGGCUCUUUCAGACACAGACCCUACUCCCUUAACUUGGACCUUGGCCAUCGAUGCAUAAGAGACAUUUCCAAUCAGCAAAAUCGGAACUCGUCUGAUUUUUCCUCUGCUCCAAAAGGCUCACUGGCCGCGCCUGGAACUGUGAAUAAAGGUCACUCGGAGUUGGACCUGUUUCUAAGCGAUCGACAGGCACCUCUGCGCCGAAACUCCGCCCCGGUCAGCGUAUCGUCGGUGCGCACACCCUACAUGAUAAAAACGUGCCAGGUCAAAGCUGUGCCCGUCGUCCCUCCGCAGGUGCAGUACAGCCAGAUACCUCAGACGAGGCUGGAGAGCGAUGCUGGUGCUGCGACGGAGCAAGAAAACGGACUUCUGAAAGCAAGUGCAGACACAAGCCCGGCCGCGCUGCCCCUGAUGAUGUCGGACCUAAAGGAGGAGCUGGAGAACAAGGAGCCAGCUCCUAAACACCAAAAGCAUCCGAAUGUUCAAAAGUCCGCUGAGACGGGGAAGACCCCAGCUCCAGAACUGCCGGUCAUAACCAGGAGGCAUGCCCCGAGUCUGGAAGUGUUUGUUGAUGGUCCCAGACCCAACAGAGGGGCUCUGUUACAAAGACCGUCCUUUAGAAACCGGCAGAGACCCCAGAGCCUCAUCCUUCUCAGCCCCCCUUUCCCGUUCAUGGACUAUCCGACAUCCGGGGACGACGGCAAGCUGCUAUCGUCCAUCAAGAGUCUGAACGACACGUCAGCCCUGAGUGUCUUUUCCAAAGAGAUGACCGAGAGCUUCAGGACGCAAGAGGGACACGCUCUGCAGAACAAAAUGACUAUUCCCAAAAGUGGACAGAGACUGGAAACGUCCACCAGCUGCUUCUACCAGCCGCAGAGGAGGUCCAUGAUAUUCGACAGCAGGAGUCACAGACAGAUCGAGUGACUGCAAGUGGGACCGCAUGUAAAUAGAUGCAUAAAAAGCAUUUGAAACAAAGAAGAUUAUGAGAAUAAUCUGUGGGAUUUAGUGUUCGGUCAGUGAUAAAUUCCUUAAAACGUGAAGAUAAAUCAAUCAAAGAAUCAAAAGGAGGAAGCCAUAGAUUAAUGUUUUUAUUCAAUCUCAAUUAAUCCCGGUUGUUAUUUUUUAGGUAAUCUUUUUAGUGGUCUGGAUGUACUAAUGCGCAAGCCAACAUUGUGUCCUCAGGGUUGUGGUAGAAGCAGGGAAAAGUGGGCGAACAUAAGCGAGUUUGAAACGGGACAAAUGGUGGUGGUUAGAAGACUGCGGCUCUUGUGGGGGCGUUCCCCGUCUGCAGAGGUCAGAAGCUAUCACAAGUGGGAGAGAAAGGGUCCAAAGGAAGGAGCGGAGGUGAACCAGCAACAGGGUCAUAGGAGGCCAAGGCUCACUGAUGUGCACAGGGAGCAAAGCGUGUCCCGGGCUGACUUACAGGCUGCUGUAAAUUAAACUGCUGUAGAUGUUAGUGCUGGUUCAUCAGAGGAAGUUGAAAAGAGGGCUACAUGGGGGUCAUAAAGUUCUGCCUGAUCUGUUAGGUUGAAACGUGUGUACAGUUUGCAUCUUAGUGGAUGGUUCAAAACAUUUUCAAAAACCCAUCUACUUAAUAACGAAUCAUAUGCAAGAAAGCAUUUGUUGUGACUGCUGGCUUAAGUGAAGUAAACGCUAAAGAGAUAGGUUUUUAUUCCUUCAAUAAAGCAAUAACUUCAUGGCAAGAUGACCCAUUACCCAUUAUUGGACACAUGCAUGGACAUAUGGAGGGUACAACUCAGGCUGCGUCCUCAGAUUUGCACAUGUUAAAUACAAUGAGUUCAGAACCAAAAAGCCACUCAUCAGACUGACUGAACUCAAUCACACAUUGUGUUUAUGCAAAGGUUAGAAAACUGUUCUUAAGCUCACCCACUUUCUUUCCCAAAACCCAUUUAUCAACUCACAUAAAGCGAUGAUCAUUUAGAUAGGGAGAUUCACCUCUGCAGUACUUGGGAAAUAAAACGCUUAACUUGUCAGAUCACAGGGACUUUUGCAAGUCACAGCAGAAACACCAGGUGGAGCCAGAUGGAUCCGAUUUAAACCUGCAUCUUGUAUUACAGCCAUGAAUCCAAAAAAGGUAAAAAAAAAACAAAACAAAAAAAAAACAACUGGACUUCUGUUCUGAAGACGUUUUGCUUCUCAUUCAGGAAGCUUUCUCAAUUCAAGAUAUCUUGGAGUGGAGUUCCAAGCUUUAUAGACCUGAAGUUGUUUGGUUGGUCCGAUAUGAACAUCAGAACAUUCCUCACUGCGCUGAAGCAAAAUCGUCUUCAGCUUCAGAAUAGAAGUGUAGUUGUUUUAUUUUCUUAACCUUUUCUUGGAUUGAUCAUGACCUGGAUGACUGGGAAUCUUCACCAACAUACAGAAAAAAAUUCAACUAAUAAGAAAACGUGUUCCUAUUCAAUUUACCGGGUUUUGCUUUAGCGCAACGCUCACAGGCCUGUAGAAUGUUUUGAGAGAAAUAAAUUAU
Molecule: messenger RNA, 6167 nt
Organism: Fundulus heteroclitus (mummichog)
Lineage: Eukaryota; Metazoa; Chordata; Actinopteri; Cyprinodontiformes; Fundulidae
Gene: arhgap31
Product: Rho GTPase activating protein 31
Exons: 12
Coding region: 821-4606 (1261 amino acids)
Biological process (GO): small GTPase-mediated signal transduction
Molecular function (GO): GTPase activator activity
Source: RefSeq, a predicted model, not a curated record